AUGGAGUCUCGUGCUGGCAAGAAACUUUGGUUUGAACUUAUGAAUGGCUUGGCAAAAGAUAUCAGUGGACAGAUUCUGCCACUGAACGAGCUGGGACUAUCAACCCCACCAUAUGCUUCGGGCGUCUCCGAAUUCUAUCGACAAACCAUCAAGUUGUCCCCGUCAAAUGCUGUCUUUGACAUCCAUGACUACUAUCGUGUCAGCAUCGCACCCGACGCCACGGUGCAGGGGGGCGUGAUAUGUAAUGGUACUGCAGAUCUCGCAAGAAGCUACCUAAUUAAUGGUGUCACCGUCAAUGCCAUCUUUGCGCAAUAA
Molecule: messenger RNA, 315 nt
Organism: Fusarium graminearum PH-1
Lineage: Eukaryota; Fungi; Ascomycota; Sordariomycetes; Hypocreales; Nectriaceae
Exons: 2
Coding region: 1-315 (104 amino acids)
Source: RefSeq, a predicted model, not a curated record